UUAGUGUUUACAAAUAUUAUAAUGCCUAUUUGCAGAGGAUUGCCAAAGACAACAGCAGCUUUGGGGCUCAGAAGCAUUCUGGGUGAUAUGGAAUGUAAAAUUGUUGUUUAUCUCGGGUGGGUGGCCCAGGGCCUCUCAUCUGCACCAGCAGUCUCCUUACGGUGGUCCAGGCCAUCGCCAUGCGUUCUGGACACCCCAGGUGCAGGAGGUGCAGCCCAGGUCUGCAUGGCACAUCCUUCCCCUAUUGUAUUCCAUUCCUACAUUCCAUUUUUUGGGGUUUUCAAUUCCUUGAUAGGUAUGAACUUAUUCUAUUCCAUCACAAAUAUCAGCAUAAACACUUGACAAAUUAGAAGCAUGACAACUAUUGUGAUUUUGCACCAGAAAGACAGAAAAUAAAAUACGUUUUUCUCAUGCUCGUGAUCCUGCAGGAUGCUGUGCUUCAGAGCAUCAUGGGUGGGUCCGGUGGCUACAUAAUGUGCUUCUCCACAAGCAUCACCAGCGUGUUCUCCACCUGCAGAGUUCCAAGUUCCUGUACACAUCCCCCCUGAAAUCAAACUACCAAAAGUGUGCUCCUUCUGAUGCUGUUUUCUUUUCUUUUAUUGGAAAGAUGGUCUUCCUUCUGUAUUUUUAAGUUGUUUGUUAGAGAAUCAUUCCAUGGUCAAAAAUACUGGAGAAUUUCUGACCCUUGGUGAUGACAUUUUCAGUCCAUUUGUGACAUCACAGAGAUGGACGCUUGCCUGCUCCUCACUACUCCAAUCUCACUGAAGUUGGCCUCAGGAAGUUGCUGGGCUCAGCAACUGGGGGAAGUUGGGGGCCACUAGGGAGACAGAGCAGAGCUGUGCCCUAGAGAUGCAGAUGAGCAGAAGGAGCCCUUUCCCCUGGUGAAGCCAAGACUCAUUAUGCUGACAUCUUGUGACAGCAGUGGGAGUUGGCCAUGAGCCCUGGGCCUGGGGAAGGAUAAACGGAGCCUGGCGUGCUGCUCUCAGAAUCCGCCCUGAGCCAGCUGCACAGCCUGUGCAGGUGAGCGCUCUUGACUCUGAGGACUGCGGCUGCCUCGGCUGUGGAAGGGGAACUGCUGGAGGCAGUGAAAGGUGGGGUCAAAGUAAGAAGCAGCAGGUGGCAGCACAAUGACAGGAAUCUGGGGAGAAGAAGCAUCUAAGCCAGCAGAAUGCAUAGACAGGAGCCAGCUACAAAGUCUUGGGGCAGCAGGUCACAGACAUUGCCACCGGGACUUUAUACAAGUUGCUGGGGUUAAGGUGAGAAGAGGUGGAAUCAGAAGCACAGAGUACACCAUGAGACAGAAAUAAUGGGCUGUGCACAAGAUUUCAUCAUCAUCUCUAUGAACCUAUCAAAUCACAGAAAAGUAAUAACCUGAGUAACGCAGAAGAGAACGCACCGACAGAACCACGCACUCCAGACCCUCCAGCAUUACAGCUGCUCUUUUCAUUUAAGUGAAGCAGAGAAACACCACAGGCUGAAACAUCUCCUGCUUGCUCAUUUUCUUGUCUUUUAGAAUCUCUCUGCCUUCUCCACAUGGGGUCAGAGGAUCAUCCAAUGCAUUCAAUAUUCAGGAUAAUAUUCUUUGCUCUUAUUGGACCAGGCAUUGGAGGAAAUGCCCUUUUGUUUGUGAAGCAUGUGUCCCUGUCCAUCAUGGGGCUUCAGAAAAAGCCCGUAGACCUUAUUCUCAUUCAACUGGCCUUUGCUAAUGUGCUGACACUUUGUGUUGCGAGAAUUACAGAAAGAAGAUCACCUUUUCAUUCUGAUAACUUCCUAAGUGAUAUUGGAUGUAAAAUUGUGGUUUACAUGGAGAGGGUGGCCUGGGGUCUCUCCAUCUGCACCACCUGUCUUCUCAGCAUGGUCCAGGCCACCACCAUCAGUCCCAAGACCAUCCUCUGGAGAAAGCUUAAACCACAGACUACACGGCAAGUCCUUUCCUGUCUUCUCCUCUGCUGGAUCAUUAAUCUUCUGCUAAGCUCCAAUUUGCUCCACUACAUCACAGCAGUCAGUAGCAUGAACAGAUCUGAAGUUGGAGUGUAUGCUGGACCUUGUUACUUACUAUCAUCUGGACAGACAGUCCGCUGGCUUUUCCUCUCUCUCAUGGCUCUUCGGGAUGUCCUCUUUCAGGGUCUCAUGGGCUGGAGCAGCGGACACAUGGCUUUCCGCCUGUACGAACAUCACCAGCGUGUGCUCUACUUGCACAGCUCCCGACUGGCAGUGAAUUCCAGCCCCGAAAUCAGAGCUACACUGAAUAUACUCAUUCUCAUGGCCUGUUUCCUUUUGUUUUAUUUGGCAGAUUUCAUUUUCUCCUUUUACAUAGGGUCCAUGGUAACCCGUGACUUCACCAUACUAAAUAUUAAAAUAUUUCUAGGACUUGGUUAUGCAGUUCUUAGUCCCUUUGUGCUGAUAAGCAAGGAUGUCUACCAGGUUACAUGCUGGCAUAGUGACUGAGAGCCUCGGAGAACAGCCUCCUAUCAUUACUUCUCCAGGCUCAGAAUUCUAUUUCAGUAGUAUACAUGUCAGAAAUAUUUGUUGGGAUCUGCUACAUAUUGAUGGAAAUGGCCACCUGAAAGAAUAAAGCUACUCCUGUGACUUCAGGGAGAUCGCAGGAUCCUCUCCAAGCAGCAAGACUCCAGUGUUGCUCCGGGUGCAGAUAAGCAGAGUCACUAAUGACCCCCGAGCCACCACAGCUUAACUGGGCCUCUGGGUUGAGACUCCUGCUUUUACUUGCAUCCACAGUGUGAGUAAUCUUGCUAGGGAUCUGGCUGUCCAGCUCCUGGCAGUUUAUCUACUAUCGCCCUUCACCAUGCUUUCCUCUCCAUAGGAAGCAUGGAAAUACAACACUUCAGGAAACAUCUUCCAAAUAACGGCGAAAAAAACGUCUCUAAUUGCUGCAUCUGUCUUAGGAAACUUUUUGGAACAGAUCAGGAAAUAUUCUGGCCUGCUUUUAAGGCUUGUGUCUAGGUCCCCCUCUCCUCUCAAGCCUCCUGUGGUGCAGAGGUGGCUGGAUCUAGGAUGUGUGACGCUGGGAUUGAUGUGGUACAAUGCUAGG
Messenger RNA from Chinchilla lanigera (long-tailed chinchilla), 3049 nucleotides. RefSeq names its product putative vomeronasal receptor-like protein 4. The coding region runs from base 1534 to 2448 and encodes 304 amino acids. The transcript has 4 exons. Lineage: Eukaryota; Metazoa; Chordata; Mammalia; Rodentia; Chinchillidae. Gene Ontology annotation, molecular function: pheromone receptor activity. The record is from RefSeq and is a predicted model, not a curated record. Gene Ontology annotation, cellular component: membrane. Gene Ontology annotation, biological process: G protein-coupled receptor signaling pathway.